AGGAGCUAGCCUGCUGCUGGGUUUGUUUACAUUCGUGUUUUCACGGAGUUGUGUCAGUCCAUCGCUGCACAUGAUGACCACAGAGCCAACGAGCCAGGGGAGCCUGGAGAUCCAAGAGAUCCAGGAAAGCCUGGAGAGCCAGGAGAGCCAGGAGAGCCAGGACAGCCUCAGUGUGCUCUACCAGAGCGAUGACUUCAUUGUGGUCGACAAGCACUGGGACAUCCGUAUUGACAGCAAGAUGUGGUACGAGAAACACACGGUGCAGACUCAACUCCGGCACCGCUUCCCUGAGCUAGCAGACCCGAGCACCUACUACGGAUUCAGGUUCUGUCAUCAGUUGGAUUUCUCCACCAGUGGGGCUCUUUGUGUUGCCCUCAAUAAAGCUGCGGCCGGGCGCGCCUACCGCUGCUUCAAGGACCGCACUGUCACUAAAGCAUACCUCGCCCUGGUCCGGGGCUGCGUGGAGGAACAGAAGCAAACUCUGGACUUCUCCAUCGGCAAGAACUCCUCAGAGGGAAAAACACACAUGAUGUGUAUUGAGGGAACAGAAGGCUGUGAAAACCCCAAGCCGUGCCAAACCGGGCUGACAGUGCUGGAGUACGGGCUGUAUGAUGGAGAUCCUGUGACCAAGGUGCUCCUGCAGCCGCUCACUGGCCGGACCCACCAAUUACGGGUCCACUGCAGUGCGAUUGGCCACCCCAUCGUCGGUGACUUCACGUACAGCUCAGGAGCGGACGACGCCCCGUACCGCAUGAUGCUGCACGCCCACCUCCUCCACAUUCCCCUGGUGCCUCAGCCCCUGCUCGUCUGUGCCGGAGAUCCCUUUCUCCCCGUGAUGGAUCCCAAGUGGCUCCCGGAGCGCUUGUUACUUACAGUGGCGGCCACUGUAGAGGCCCUGCUGGAGCAAAGGGUGGAGGAGGACAGGAAGACUAAAGAGGAGGAGAAGGAGAGCGUGAGAAAAGAGGAGGAGAGGAGAAGGAAACGUCGCAAGGAACAGAGGACUGAGAAGGAGAGCGAGGAGCAGAGGAGGCAGUGUCAUGAGUGGCUGAGCGAAUGGGCUGGAGACUGAUAACGAGUCUUUUGUGUUAUGUACUAUAAUUUAUUUUAGCUUUUUACUUAUGAAGGCCACGUUGAACGUGUAAGCUCCACCAGUGUUGUUUUUUAAACUUAAUUCCCUCACAAACCAGCUAUAAACAUUAGGUUAGAACAAAUUUCUUGUGAGCCUGUAAACUGCUUUUAACAAUUCAAACCACUGACAUAUGCCCACGAUUGGACCAGCUCCUCUGCACUAGUUUACAAAUAAGUGCCUUGCUCAAGUUUACCUUUAUAGUUUAUAGUUUUUAAUAAACCUAUUCCUGUAGAUUUAUUUAGCCAAGAAGAUCAUUUCAAUGUGCCAAAGUAAUGAGCCUCUGAUUCACAAAGCUGUUAUAUGUUAAAUAUUCUUUUAGAGUCCGUUUCCAACCCUCUUCCUCUAUGUCCUGUUUUAUUGUUUUAAAGCUUUCGAGUACACUAUUAAAAAUAAAAAGCAUUUUGUGUCAAUGUUAAAAAAACAUCUCUCCAAACUAAUACUAAAUAAAAAUAUACUUAACAAA
Molecule: messenger RNA, 1592 nt
Organism: Limanda limanda (common dab)
Lineage: Eukaryota; Metazoa; Chordata; Actinopteri; Pleuronectiformes; Pleuronectidae
Gene: rpusd1
Product: RNA pseudouridine synthase domain containing 1
Exons: 6
Coding region: 71-1069 (332 amino acids)
Biological process (GO): pseudouridine synthesis
Molecular function (GO): RNA binding; pseudouridine synthase activity
Source: RefSeq, a predicted model, not a curated record